CACUUCCGGCUACAAGCCUCACAGCAGCAGUGGGAAAGCAGCAUGGCUUACAUUGCGAAGAUUGGUCCGUCUAUCCUGAGCAGCGACCUGUCCCGUCUGGGCAGCGAGUGUGUCCGGAUGAUGGGGUGUGGGGCGGACUAUCUGCACCUGGACGUCAUGGACGGACAUUUUGUCCCCAACAUCACAUUUGGUCAUCCCAUGGUGGAGUGCCUGAGGAAGACAAUAGGCUUAGAACCGUUUUUUGACAUGCACAUGAUGGUGUCCAGACCAGAGCAGUGGGUGAAGCCCAUGGCUGCAGCAGGAGCUAACCAGUACACCUUCCACUUGGAGGCCACAACAAACCCUGGAAACCUCAUAAAAGAGAUAAAAGAGAGUGGCAUGAAGGUGGGUUUGGCUAUAAAGCCUGGUACCACAGUUGAAGAACUGGCACCAUGGGCCAACCAGAUCGACAUGGCUCUGGUCAUGACCGUUGAACCUGGUUUUGGAGGACAAAAGUUCUUGGAGGACAUGAUGCCCAAGGUGAGCUGGCUGCGGAGUCAGUUCCCUUCAUUAGACAUUGAAGUAGACGGAGGGGUCGGCCCUGACACUAUUCACAAGUGUGCUGAGGCAGGAGCCAACAUGAUCGUGUCGGGCAGCGCUGUGAUAGGCAGCGACGACCCUCGUUCUGUCAUCGCRCUACUUCGCACAGUCGUGUCCGAAGCCAUUCAGAAACGCUCACUGGACCGCUGACAUGUUCCUCUCUACAGUGACAUUCCACCCGCCCCCCCACAGCUGUACUCCACAGCAGCCGGUGGAAACGACUUCCUGUGGAUAUUUCUGGGGUAGAAAGUGGUCACGGUCAGAUCGAGGGGAGUUCGUUAUUAACAGACUGAUCAGUGUGACGUGAUUGAAGCUGUUUCAUGGCUGUUAAAUUUGGUCCUCUCCUGCCACAGUCUCUUUUUUUAUGAAGUCUGUUGAAAUUGAGUCUUA
This is a messenger RNA of Austrofundulus limnaeus, 969 nucleotides long. It is a transcript of the gene rpe, whose product is annotated as ribulose-5-phosphate-3-epimerase. Gene Ontology annotation, molecular function: D-ribulose-phosphate 3-epimerase activity. The coding region runs from base 43 to 729 and encodes 228 amino acids. NCBI's taxonomy places the organism in Eukaryota, Metazoa, Chordata, Actinopteri, Cyprinodontiformes, Rivulidae. The transcript is spliced from 6 exons. Gene Ontology annotation, biological process: carbohydrate metabolic process; pentose-phosphate shunt. The record is from RefSeq and is a predicted model, not a curated record.